This is a messenger RNA of Chionomys nivalis (European snow vole), 4364 nucleotides long. Its product is annotated as neuroligin-4, X-linked-like. Bases 1391 to 4219 code for a protein of 942 amino acids. Gene Ontology annotation, molecular function: signaling receptor activity; neurexin family protein binding. The transcript is spliced from 11 exons. Gene Ontology annotation, cellular component: cell surface; postsynaptic specialization membrane; synapse. Gene Ontology annotation, biological process: modulation of chemical synaptic transmission; neuron cell-cell adhesion; synaptic vesicle endocytosis. The record is from RefSeq and is a predicted model, not a curated record. NCBI's taxonomy places the organism in Eukaryota, Metazoa, Chordata, Mammalia, Rodentia, Cricetidae.
CGGGACUACAUCUCCCAGAAGCCUCGGCGGUUUUCACCGGAAGUCACCGCUCAGCCCCUGUCGCCAAGGCUUCCGACUCCGCCAUUGGCCGCCGCGAUCCCAGCCUCAGCCAAUCAGCGCGCGCGGGGGGCGGGCCCGCCGCGGAGGGGGCGGGGCCGGUGCUGCGUCGACCCCGGCGUCCUCUGCGCGCGCCGGGAACCGGGAGAAACCGGGAGAAACCGGCCCGCGCCGGCGCCGCGGUGUCGUUUGUUCGCCGUGGAAAUUUGUUCAUUGCGGUUUUUUUUUUAAUUUGAUUUUUUUUCUUGAAUCCGGUUUUUUCCGGAUUUUUUUUUUCCGGGUCCCGGACGGACGCAGCGCGCGCAGCCGCAGGAAUGGAAUCCGGUGCCGUGUUGAGGAUCCGCGACGUCCUCCUCUGGUGCACGUGAGACGCGUGAAAAUUCAUCCCGCGCCCCGUGCAGCCUGUGAGUGAGCGGGAGCCGCGGCGUGUGCGCCCGUGAGCUGUUGCUACACGCGUGAUCUGAACCCGGUCCCACGUGGAGGAUCCGCGACGUCCUCGUCUCCUGCCCGGGAAAAUUCACCCCGCGUCCCGUGCAGCCUGCCUCGUACCCGAGUCCCCCGCGCAGGGCGAGAUGGCGCCUGACGCAGUGACGGACACGCGGGACCCAGACCCGACCCCGAGGGCCUCGGCGCCGGCGUCACCGUAGCGUCGCCCGUGUCGCGUGCUGACGUGUGUUGUCCGUGAAAGGUGACCGCCGGGCGUUUGUUCACAUGGGCCACGCGUGUGUUCUGUCACCGGGUGACAUCAUCACGUGUGACGUCAUCAUGUUAACCGGCGACAUCGCAGACAUCGUGUGACAUCAUCACCUGUUAUCGGGCGACGUCAUCAGGCGACAUCACCACGUGUUACCUGGCAACAUCACAUGUCAUCGGUUGACAUCAUCCCAACCAUCCGGUGACAUCACCACAGUCAUUGCGUCACAUCACCGUGACCAUCGCAUGACAUCACCACCACACGUCACGUCUUCCGUUCCCGUGUCCCACGCGUGUCACCGUCCGUUUUCUCACGUUUUUUCACGGAUUCACACGUCCAUGCUCAGCCGGUCCACCGUUUAUUUCCAGCGGCGCUUAGCAUGCCGACGUGCGUGCUGAGCUGGGCAGAGCCUCAGAGCCACGGUCCGGGUGAUGGCGCUGAACACGGAUGUCAGGCCCGACCGGCUGCCGAGGAUGCUGGGAGCGCCCCAUGACUGACAGCUUAACAGACCAACCCCGCCCGGCCCCGCCAUGAGGACGCCCCGCCUGUCCGGCGGCGCCGUCACGCUCGCGCUCGGCGGCCUCUGACCCAGAACGCGGAUCCCCGCCACGCGUGUCCACGCGUGUCCCCUCCGCCCCCAUGGCCCCGUUUUGCGUGUGGGCGCUGACGUGUUGCGUGUUGGCGGCGUGCUGUUGGGCGUCGCCGCCCGUGGUGAGCACGCGGUACGGGAAGCUGCGCGGUCUGCGCGCGCCCCUGCCGGGCGGGGUGCUGGGCCCCGUGGAGCAGUUCCUGGGUGUCCCCUACGCGGCGCCCCCCACGGGCGAGCGCCGGUUCCAGCCGCCCGAGCCGCCGUCCUCGUGGCCCGGCGUGCGCGAUGCCACGCGGUUUGCGCCCGUGUGCCCGCAGCACCUGGACGAGCGCGCGCUUCUGCGCGACAUGCUGCCCGUGUGGUUCACCGCCAACCUGGACACGCUGGCCGCGUACGUGCAGGACCAGAGCGAGGACUGCCUGUUCCUCAACGUCUACGUGCCGGCGGGAGCCAACACUGGGAAAAUCGCCGAUGACAUCACAGGUCAUGAGCGUGGUGACGACGAAGACGCCCGCGACCCCGGCGGCGGGAAGAAGCCGGUCAUGGUUUACAUCCACGGCGGCUCCUACAUGGAAGGCACCGGGAACCUGAUGGACGGCAGCGUCCUCGCCAGCUACGGCGACGUCAUCGUCGUCACCGUCAACUACCGGCUGGGCGUGCUGGGCUUCCUGAGCACGGGCGACCAGGCCGCCAAGGGCAACUACGGCCUCCUGGACCAGAUCCAGGCGCUGCGCUGGGUGGAGGAGAACGCGGGCGCCUUCGGCGGGGACCCCAAGCGCGUGACCGUGUUCGGCUCGGGCGCCGGCGCCUCCUGCGUCAGCCUCCUCACGCUGUCGCACUACUCGGAGGGCCUGUUCCAGAAGGCCAUCAUCCAGAGCGGCACGGCGCUGUCCAGCUGGGCCGUGAACUACCAGCCGGCCAAGUACACGCGGGCGCUGGCGGAGCAGCUGGGGUGCGGGUCGGCGGACACGGCGGCGCUGGUGUCGUGCCUGCGCGGCGCGGGCUGGCGGGAGCUGUCGCGGCAGCGCGUGUCGCCGGCGGCCUACCACGUGGCGUUCGGGCCCGUGGUGGACGGGGACGUGAUCCCGGACGACCCGCAGAUCCUCAUGGAGCAGGGCGAGUUCCUCAACUACGACGUCAUGCUGGGCGUGAACCAGGGCGAGGGGCUGCGCUUCGUGGACGGGCUGGUGGAGGACGCGGACGACGGCGGCGGCGGCGACGCGGACGACGGCGGCGACGCGGAGAACACGCGUGUCGAGUACACGCGUGUCGGCGCGGGCGACGCGGAUCACACGUACGACGACGGCGCGGGGAACACGCGCGCGGGCGCGAAGAACGCGCGCGCCGAUAACGCGGACCCCGCGCGCGGCGACGCCGAGAACGCGCGCGUCGACGCGGAGCACACGCGAGGCGGCGGCGGCGGCGGGGGCGGGGGCGUGGCGGCCGGCGUCUUCGACCAGGCCGUGUCCGGGUUCGUGGACCGGCUCUACGGCUACCCCGAGGGCAAGGACGCGCUGCGGGAGACGAUCAAGUUCAUGUACACGGACUGGGCGGACCGCGAGAGCGCGGAGUCGCGGCGGAAGACGCUGGUGGCGCUGUUCACGGACCACCAGUGGGUGGCGCCCGCCGUGGCCACCGCGGACCUGCACGCGCGGUACGGGUCCCCCACCUACUUCUACGCCUUCUGCCACCGCUGCCAGGGCGACGACCCCGCCAAGCCCGCCUGGGCCGACGCCGCGCACGGCGACGAGGUCCCCUACGUGUUCGGCGUCCCCAUGGGCGGCCCCGCCGAGCUCUUCGCCUGCAACUUCUCGCGCAACGACGUCAUGCUCAGCGCCGUCGUCAUGACCUACUGGACCAACUUCGCCAAGACGGGGGACCCCAACCAGCCGGUGCCGCAGGACACCAAGUUCAUCCACACGCGGCCGAACCGCUUCGAGGAGGUCGCGUGGUCCAAGUACGACCCGCGGGAGCAGCUGUACCUGCACAUCGGGCUGCGGCCCCGCGUGCGCGACCACUACCGCGCCACCAAGGUCGCGUUCUGGCUCGAGCUGGUGCCGCACCUGCACGGCCUGCGCGACCUCCUGCAGUACGUCAGCACCACCACGCGGGCGCCCGGCACGCCCGACGCCGCCAAGGACACGCGCGACGCCGCCGCCGCCGCGGACGCGCGCGGCCGCGCGCACCCCAAGCCCUGGCCCGCCACGCGGAGGCCCGCGGUCACGGCGGCCACGGCGAAGGGGGGACACGGGCGCCCGCGCGGGAGCCACGCCGCCGCCGCGGAGGACGCCACGGUGCUGAUCGAGACGAAGCGCGACUACUCCACGGAGCUGAGCGUCACCAUCGCGGUGGGCGCCUCGCUGCUGUUCCUCAACAUCCUGGCCUUCGCCGCGCUCUACUACAAGAAGGACAAGCGGCGCCACGAGACGCACCGGCGGCAGCACGCGGCCGCGCACACGCACGGGCACACGCAGCAGCGGGGCGGUGGCGGCGGCACGGGCGGCGGGGGACACGGGCGCGGCGGGGACGACUUCCUGCAGGCGAAGCCGCCGCCGCUGCCCCCGCCGCCUCUGCCCCCGCAGCGCCACGACGGCGGCCUCGGCGGAGACGCCGCGGACGCCGCCGCCGCCGCCGCGGGAGGGAUCCGCGUGGCCUGCCCGCCCGACUACGCGCUCACGCUGCGGCGCUCGCCCGACGACAUCCCGCUCAUGGCGCCCAGCACCAUCACCAUGGCGCCCAACAGCCUGGCGGGCGUGGCCGCCGGGGGCUCGUCCGGGGCGCUCACGUUCAACGCCUUCGCGGGAGGAGUCGGCGGCGGCGGGGGCGGCGGGCAGAACGGGUCGAACCUGCCGCACGGACACUCGACCACGCGGGUAUAGCGGGCGGCGGGUUCCGGUUCCGGCCCCGCGGACUCACGCGGAGGAGGAGACGCUCGUUUUUUUUGUUUUUUGUUUUAAUUUCGGUUUGCAGGGGAGGGGGAAGGGAUCUCGUCACGCGUGUGGACGCGGGGGCGAUGUCCACGUC